Molecule: messenger RNA, 1134 nt
Organism: Trypanosoma theileri
Lineage: Eukaryota; Euglenozoa; Kinetoplastea; Trypanosomatida; Trypanosomatidae
Exons: 1
Coding region: 1-1134 (377 amino acids)
Source: RefSeq, a predicted model, not a curated record
AUGGCAGAGCAGACGGACAGCAAUAUAUAUGCUCGUGCGGCCAUUCUGAAAUGGCUUACAGAUAUUUUUCAUGUUAAUUACAGUUCUUUUGCUGAUGUUGAGUCAAAGGAUGUUGCCGUGCUCUUACAUGCUAUAUUUAGUGGAAGUGAUGAGGAUGGUAAUAGAGAAGGUACCUCGGUUUCACUGCAUGAUAUCCAAUUCUGCAAAAAUCCUACGCCGACAAUACGAUUUCUUAAUGCAAAGCGAGUGCUCUCACUGGUACAUACGCUGAGUUCUUCUAUGAGUAAUAAUAACUCGAAUGAGAAGGAAACGGGUAUUGCUCGUUUUGCACAAUCCGCAGUUGGUAACAUGACGGCAUCCGCAUGGAUAGAAGGAAAGGCAUUUGUGGAAGAGCUGAAAAUGUGGCGUUGGAUCCGUGCGGAGGCCUUCAAGCGUAGACUUGAAGUGCGUGAACUGGAGUCCAGAGUCCAGCUAUUUCUUUCCGGUGCCUCUAACUCUGGUCAUGAGGAAGUAGCGGAAGUAGAUGGUAUCCAGGCAAAUGUGGACAGGGAGGCGUCACUGGAGACACGUUCCAUCCCGCCAUGUAAGAGACCGCGUGAAGAAGAAACGUUUCCUCUUGUAAAUGGUGGGAAGAGUUUGAGUGCAGCAGAAGUGAUACAAGGAAGUGAGCAAAAAUGUACGUUGACUGGUUCCUCACAUAAAGAGAGUAUGGCGCAGGUGUGUAAACCAGCAGGGGUGGACGCUCUUGUGAUGCUUCAGACAGAGAAGGUGGGGGAAGAAGAAGGUGUAACUCCUCCAGUGUCGAAUAUCGCCUGUACGGGUACCGCAGCGGCUCCACUUCUCUUGAGUGUGUUGGAUGAAGUUAAGAAGGAACUGGAAGAACAAAAGAAUGCAGCUGCGGCGGCGGCGACCGUUGCAAGUGUACCACACGGCAGUGAACCGUGUUUAUCAACAGACUCACACAGCAGUGGACCAUUAUGCAGUAGAUGUUUGACGUGUCCUACUGUUUUUGCGGCCGCCAUUCAGCAAAACUAUGAUGCUAUUGAGAGAUUGGAGUCAUUGAGACAAGUGGCGGUCGCCGCAUGCCUUAAGAGAGAUGUAACGGGACUAUUGAAUGCCCUAACAUUCGCGUGA